Messenger RNA from Candidula unifasciata, 246 nucleotides. NCBI's taxonomy places the organism in Eukaryota, Metazoa, Mollusca, Gastropoda, Stylommatophora, Geomitridae. The record is from the annotation of a GenBank genome assembly.
ACCACCAGAUUUUGAAAUGGAGAUGUUGUCCCAUAUACCUUGUGGGGAGUUUCAAUUUGACCCAGCCUGCAUUGCGUCAUUCAGGGUUGCAACCAAUGAGGGCUUUGUGUUUGGGGACGUUCCCAACUGCAGUCGGCCAGUCAACGGGACAUAUCUGAAAUUCGCAAGUGUUCACACAUGUAGGACGGCCACUUUAACGAUGCCGACACCCAUUCAACCAUACGAGCUUACCCUUACAAGUCCCAA